Molecule: messenger RNA, 192 nt
Organism: Yamadazyma jaroonii
Lineage: Eukaryota; Fungi; Ascomycota; Pichiomycetes; Serinales; Debaryomycetaceae
Source: the annotation of a GenBank genome assembly
AUGGAUUUCAUUAACAAAGGAAAAGAAUUUUUAUCAUCAGAAAAAGGUAAAGAAUUUACCGAAGAUGCCAAAGAAGGUUACGCUACCUUCAACAAAACCGAAGGUACUACCAUGGAUAAAGCUAAAGCUGCUUACGAAGGAUACCAAAAGGAUCAAAAAGAAGAUAAAGAAAAGAAAGAAGAAAAGAAAUAG